UUUUUAUAUUGGUGGUAUGGCCAUAUAAUGGUCAUUCUCUCACUUCCUUGACCACUCUUUCUUCAAAUUAAUUCCUUCUGGACUACAGUAAGUUGUUAAUCGCAUGUCAACCUGUAUUGAAGAGGAAGGUUGCUGGAGAUGGAUGGAAAGCAUGAAGGUAAAACCACUAUCUGGAAUUUUUUUUGAUUUGCACUGUAUCUCUGUAUGCCAGUUUUAGAGCUAAAGGCAAGUAUUACUGGAACCGCUAAUUCAUUUCAUAUUUUAAACUAAUACUAAACUUCACAUGAAAGGAGCAAGACAGGUAACCACAUGUGAAUUGAACUAGUAUAGCAGACCAGUAAUGUUGAUCUAAUUUAUAACUUGAUAAGUAUUUUACUUCCUAUGGCAGGGGUAUUGCUUUUGGAGUAUUUUGAGUAAGGAUUUACUCCAGCAUCAGUCAGAUUCAUCGGUAAACCUCCAAGAACAUCAAAUUUUUAACUUCCUUAAAAUUCAAACUGUAAUCAUUUUUAAUGCAGUAUGUGGAAAAUUUGUCUGGAGCAAGACAAGUAAAUACUGCAGAAACAAAAAUGAACAGCUACUAAUGUUUGAAAUAAGGGGAAAUGAUUUAAGGGAAAGAAUGUAUAAUUGAGUUUGCAUAUUUUACCUGAACAAUGUGAAUGUUUGUAUGUGUGUGCGCAUGUUUGUGUGUCUGUGUGUGUACAUUUCCUUGAACUGAAUCUUCUAACCAUGUUGUUUUUGCUCUGGAAGGACAUCUUUAAAGUUCUGUGGAAAAGGAAUCUCCUCCUGCAGAAAGCUGCUCUCUCCAGAAAUGUGUAGUACAGUAUGUAUGAAUUUUACUGGGAUGGGGAAGGUGGAGGCUGGAAAAUAAAACAAGAGUAAUUGGCUGAGUUUUGGUGUUUGGAGAAUUUAAUUGGAUAGUCCUUCUGGUUAAGCAACUAGUUUUCUUUGGAAAAGAAUAACAACUGGAAAGGGCUUCAGGGUAGUUUUUGUUAGGAAUGCAGUGGAACAGUAGUCAAGUGUCAGCAAUGCUAAAAAAUUAAAAGCAAGAUUUAAGGAAGUGCCUUAGUUUGGCUUAUUAUUCUCGCAUGUAGCAUAGAGUUAUGAGUGAAAACUUUGGUUAUUGUGAGUAAGGCAGUCUUUUUUUUGGGCCAAAUAAUUUCAUUUUUAAAGGCAAAUCAGAACUUUAUUAUGACUCUAAAAACUAAUUUAAAGCACUUGUUUUAAGAUCUGUGCAGUAUGCAAACUAUAAACUUUGAUUUGGGAAACUAAUUGAAGUAUAGUUUAAUAUAGUUGCAAUGUAUAGUAUACUUAGUAUAUUAUCUGAAACCAAGUAGAAGCCUAAUAAAUUAAUGCAAUGAAUUUCUUAGGAGAAGAAGUGAAAUAUUGAGAAAAGCUUUAAAAGAUAAUUCACAAGAUUUCUGCCCACUCAGCAAACCUUUUUGAAAUUGCAAUUGUAAGAAAUUGUUGUUAGUUGUUCUGAAAUUGAAUAUGGUUUCCUAUUAAAAUAAGAGCAGUUGUUUGAGAAGUUACAAUUUUAGAUUGCAUGUUCAGCUACUUCUUUUAAAAAUUCUACUUAGAUAUUCUACAAUAACUUAGUGUAGGCUGUCAAUAUAUUGUUUGUAUCCAGAAGAGUAGUAACUCAUCUAUUAUUAUGAGAUUGGCUUGGAGAUAUCAUUGUCUAAUUAACAUUUUGUUUCUAUUUAAAGAUUUUGCAUUUUUGAAAGUCAGGUUCUGAAACAAGUUGUUUGAUACAUUAUGUCUCUGCUUUUGGCUCUGCUAAUUUAAAAUGCUCUCUAAUUGCACAAACAUUUACUGUGAUUAUAAAUAGUAAAUGUUAAUUGAAAUAUUUGAUCACUGUAGAACUUUGCGGAACAAUGUACUAAACAAAUUUGAUUAUUUCUAAUUUCCUAAUGUUUGAGAGCUACAAUGCAUUGACGAGUGAAACUUAUACCUGGCAGCAAGAAAAGGCCAUUUGGCUCCUUUAGCCUGCGAGCCAUUCAACUAGAUCAUAGCUGUUCUUCUACCUCAAUGCUAUUUUCCCAUUAUUUGCUAAUAUCCCUUGAUGUCCUGAAAAUCAAUAAUUCAAUUGAUCUUUACCAAUGAACAUUGCAGAUUGUCCAGAUUAGCAAGUGCUUGUGCAUAUCAUAUGCAGUGACACCCAAAGAAAGUUUUGUUUUGCAUCUGGUUUGCUUUACAUUCUAUUUAAAUCACAUUCAAAGGGAGAUUUUGAUUAGCAGUUCAAUGUUGAUGUACUGUGUUUUAGGAAGGUGAAUUGGUUUGCUGUUGUGCAUCUCCUAAUGUCUGAACGGAUCUAUAAGUAUUUGGAGAUGCCCCAAAGUAAUUUGGCCUGUUGUGGACACGGAGGAAAGCCAUGUUACUAGAAAUGAAGGGUAGAUUUUUAAAACUUAGAGGAUCAUUGCUAGUGUGAUUACAGCUUAUGAAAAUCUUCAAUUUCGACUACAGCUGAAUUUUAAGUUCAAUGGAAUUUUGAUGCUACCACCAAACCUUUUUGUAAAUAAUGCAUGGAGUUUUGCAAUUCAUCAAGGUUAAUUUAAGAAAACUAAUUUUAUUGGCUUUCUGAACUAUUUUUAUAAUUGCUCAGAAUUCUUUGAGGGCAGUUUCAAUGUUCUGAAGAACUGGUUGGUUUCAACAGCCAGUUUGAAUUAAAGUAUUGAAAAGAGAGAAAAAUAUUGUAAUUUUAUACUCAUUGAUAUGGUAUCUCCAACAACUUCCUAAUACUGUGUAAAAUUGAAACAGCAAGUACAUUUUGAAAUACGAGAAGAGCUUUCGUGCAUUUCCCUAUAGAGUUUAAAUUAUUGAAAACAUUACGGGACGUGACAACCGAUCUAUUGACACUCACUCUGGCUGCAAUAACACUGCUGUGUUUAUUUUACUCCACUAUUCUCAGAUCAAGAAUGACAUCACUAGUCAUCGCUGUGGAAAUUUAACGAUGGGAAUAUGGCCAUUUUCCUGUCAUACUCAAAUCCACUACACAUCAGUGUUAUUGAGUUAAAUAAUAGGCAAGGCUGAUUACCUUGCCAUUUGUUGAAGAGAAAUUGUGCACAUGUAAACGUCCUUCACUAUGAAAAAAAUAUGUGAACCCUGUUUGUGCAUUAACAAUUUAUUUAGUUAUUAUACAAAAAAAGUAUUUUUAUGUUGUUACAAUUUCAAACUCUUGUACAGGACCUCAGGUCAAUUAAUAGGAAUAUUGAAAGUGUUCUAAAAAAUAUUUGUCAACACACUGGUGCUGCACAGUAUUGUUGUAGGUAGACAUUAGCAGCAGUCAAAAUAAAGUGGAAUGGCUGACACAUCAGCUACAGAAAUGCUUCUGUGCUCUCAAAAACGUAAAAUGGCAGUCUUUCUUGAAUGUAUUACUCCCCAUUCUUACAUUUCAUGGAAUAUGGGUCUCCCCUUAAUGACUCCACACUGAACUGAAGGCACAAAUUAAGUAAUUCAAUGGUGCUUAAAUGGAGGAGCAGCACCAAACAACCCUGUGAGGAGGGGCUACUCCAGCCAGAAAGUCUAUUUCUCAAACUGUUGCUUCAACUCCUGAAAUAACAGGCAUCCUGAGGAGCUGAAGUAGCAGCACAGGAGGAUGGUGGUGGUUCCAAUAAAACAGGUGGAAGAGCGAGAGAGGAAAGAAGAUUGAUUUUCACAAUUUUUAAAAAAGAAAUUGUAUUUUUUUUUCCAACACCCUCUUUAGGUCCUGUUUCUGCUGGAAUAAUAAUCAGAAAAGAAAGUUAAUCUUUUCAGUAGUUCACUUCCUCUUUUAUGUCUUUCUAAUAAAUUGUUUCAGGGAUAAAGUUUAAAUGAGAGAGAUAUGGGCUAAAGGAAGAAAACCUAUUGAGGGGGAAAUCCAUUUUAUUUUCUAUACUCCUUAGAUUUUUCCUUUAAUGUAUAGAAGUGUCUGCAUGCAAUCUUUUCUUGGUUAUCAAUUUCUAUAACCUUUUCAAAAAGUUUUGAUAGUUGACAAAUGUAGGAGUCCAGUUGAUCCAGAGGAGUCUGACAUUCUAGGCAUUGAGUCUUUAAUCGCAGCAACUGGAGGAGGGACAGUGGGUGAGUGAGGUGGGGUUGUGCUAGAUCAAGAAAAACUGUUUAAUCAUUGUUAAUUAUUGACUACUUGCCCAGCGCCAAAUCUUGUUGGUUUAAUAUUGUUUAAUGGAGGCUUGGAGAGAGUUUGCAAAUUCCAGCUUUGCAAACAGUUUUUGAUUUCUAAUUUAAAUAUUUAGACCUCAGAAUCUGUAAAAGUCAAAAAUAGUCCCUGAGAAAAUCUGGGAUGUGAACAUUUGAAUCUCCUGGGGAUUAAGAAUUGUUUUUGUUUGAAUGCGUAAGUCGGACAGCUAAGUUUUUUUUUAAUGUUGUUUUUUGAAAUGCAGUAAUCUGCCAAACAACAUUUUUUUAUUCAUCCACCUGAUGUCCACAUUGCCAGUGAAGCCACCAUUUAUUGAUCAACCCUCAAAUGUAUGCAGAAGGUGAAAGGUUAAAAAAUGAUUGACUUUUGAGUGUAUCCCAGAAAAUAGAUCAGAAUGGGACCAUGUUAGCGCUGGGUUCUGGCAAGAGAUUUCAUUCUGUCAAAACUGCCUGGUGGUUACAUGGUCACCAUUACUGAUGUUAGUUUCUUCUUAAAGUUCCAGAUUUAGUUAAUUUACUUUAAAUUCUUUAACUGCCGUGGUUUUGAACUCAGUCUAUGGAUCAUUAAUCCAGACCUCAGAUUUCCAGUCUAUUAACAUUAGUAUUGUGUUACCAUUUCCAAUUUUCAUAUAAUUUCAGCUGUGAUGGUGACAUUUUCGGCCAUAAACAAUUAAUCUAUCAGUUAAGAGAGACAAGUUUUUAACGUUUGCCCUUUGUUGUUAGCAUACAGCUGGACCUUUCUCUCCCGGCAUUAGAGAAAAUCGCCCCAGUGGGAAAAGUUCUGUAAUUUCUGAAUCAUAUGUUGCUGACCAUUUGUACAAUUUAGAUUUCUUCUCAAGCUGAUAACAUAGGCAUAUUGCUUUGUUGCAUACAGCAACCCAGUUCUAGAAUAUUGAAGUUCUAGAAUAAGGAAGUCUUUCUGCAACUAAGCAGAGAUUUAGUAAGAUCACUGUACAUAGUUUUGGCUCCAUAUUUAAGAGAGAAUAUACUGGCUAUGCAGUGAAGUUAAACAUGAUUGAAUAGUUGAAGAAGAAUGUCUUCAUUCAAAGACAUGAAUUUUAGAAUUCUCCACUUUAUAUGGUUGAGAAUGCUCCAUCACUGAAUAUUUUAAAGCCUGAGGUAGACACGUUUUUAGACUUGCUCUGAAUUAAGUAAUAAUUAGCAGAGAGUGGGAAAGUGGAGUUGAGGCCAAAGAUCAUGUAUGAUCUUACUCAAUAGCAAAUAGGCUUGAGGAGGCAUAUGGUCUACUGCUCCUAUUUGUCAUAUUCUUAUAUACUUUUUCCAUUUUGACCAGGAUUUAUACCUUUCAACUUGUAGGGAAUGGGUCCUUUAUGAAUUUAUUUGUUUGGUCUUUCCUGUUGCAACUAAUUUUGUUUUGUGAAUCAGCGUUUGCUUUGUAUUGCAUAUGGAAUUGGAAAUGUAUGGAAGGUGGAGGAAAAUCUCUUGUUAUUUCAAAACAAAAUUGCUAAGUCUGUCUUUCUGGUGAAUACAAAAAUAGUUGCAAUUGUGAAAUCCUGUUUGUAAAACAAAACCUUUCCAGAUACCUUUAGAUCUUGGGAUUAUUUUUAUCAGUGUACAACCUAGGAUAAUUGACUACACAUGAAAGGAUUUGAAAUAUUAAUUGCAUUUCUGCUACUCAGGGUUCUCUGUAAAUAUUAUUUAUUUACAAAUCAAGGGUCUCUGUAGUGAAAUGCACAACAGAAGCUAUUCUUAGAAUUCACAGGAUUGCCAUUUAAAGGUGCUUUUGGAUGAAAUGAAAAAUCAUAUGGAAAUGGUCACCAUGCUCUAAGGUAAGGUAGCGAUUACAAAUAGUAACCAGUUCGGUGCCAUUUAAAGUAACCCAGCCAGCUCCUUAAUUUUAUUAAGUUUUGUUAGACUAGCAAUUGCUUCCAGGCUUUAAUAUUCAUUAGAAACGAGCAUCCAAUGGAAGAAAUUUUUCGUGGAAGAAGAGAAACUUGACAAAUUUGCCUGAUCCUAAAUUACAAAUUUAUUUAUGUCAAUCACAAUAUUUUAAAGGGAAUAAUAAAGAAAGUAGAGUAAUUUUGAAAAAAAGAAUGACUGUCCUGAAUUUUAUAUUCAAAUGAUCCAUUGCAUGCUGCUUUUAUAUGCAUUUUGUCUGUAAGUGUUUUUCUUAACCUUUUUUUUUAAUAUGGCAAGCAUCCCAUUUCUCGAUUCAGGAUCAGGCUUGUACAAUACAUGCCAACAACAAUGAUAAGCUGGUUCCAUUUAAAGCUUGAGAUGAAGACUCUUCUGAAAAAGUGCAGUUAUUUUCUGCCUCUACAGUAUUGUUUUGUACAAUCUGAGCAUUGCAACAAGGGUGCAUUGCUCUUUUCAUGUCUUAACUCAAUUGUUAUUUACAGCUGCAAAGGUGUGAUAUUGAAUGGUUACAAAUGUAAUCUUGUGACAUUCCACUGGAAUUUACACUUACAGAAAUAUUUAUAUAAUCUGAAUAAAACAUAACUGGAGAGUUGGCAAGAACAGCCAUUUUGAAUUUGACUUGGUGUUAAAUGCAGUUGAUCAGGAAGUGGACAGUUGUUUUCAUGUGGUGAAUCAUCGCUGAAAAGAAUAACAUGAUCCGAUUAGCUACACAUUGAAAAUGAGAUGAGUGAUUCAGCAUUACAGCAACUUUCUAACUAGGGCUUGAUCCUCUUCUGGGCUUAACUACGAAAGAAUUGCUGGAACUGCAGUUAAUAUUUAAUUUGCAAAUUGGCACAGUUUAUUAAGCUAGUAUAUUUGAUUUGUAAAUGAGACUGCUUGAACUGAUGGACUGUAAAAUAAUUUCUGUGAUUUCUUCAAAGCUGUUUUCAUGCCUUUUUGGAUUGUUACAAAGAAAGUUUAUUUUAAAUUAUCAUGGACCAGAGCUCAGAAUUCUGAUGUUUGGAUACAUAGUGGUGUACGCUUUCUGACUUGCUGUACAUUGCAGUUUUGUUUUAAACGAGACCUUGUAUAAAUCAGACAGAUGUUUGACAUUUUAAAUUUCUGCUGUAGAUGUUGUCUGAAAGUAAUGAAUCAUUAUUCAAAUUGAACUAUUCCUGUUUGAAAAUGUGUAUUUUGGUUCUAAAUGUCAAGUUGAUUCUAUAGUUUUUGUAUGUUCAAAAAUUUACUCUGAAGGACAAUGAAUGUCAUCUGUUAUUAAUGUACAAAUUAAUUUGUACUGAAGCAAGUUAGUAACAAGGGCUGAAGGAGCAGAUUUCUACUUGCAUGAAGUGUGGGUAAUUUGACUUGAGCAGGGUAAUGGUGGGUUUGGGAUUGCUAUACAGCAUACAUAUGAACAGAUACAUUAAGAACAAAAGUAUUCCCCAAUUCAAUAAGAUCAUAGUUUAUCUGUUUGUAUUUGGAAUUAAGCAUUCCCAUCUACCUCCUUUGAUUCCCUUGCCUUACAGAAUUUAUCUACCAACUCCUUAAAAAUACUCAGUGACUCUGCCUCUAUUGUUUUCUGAGGCAGAGUGUUUAAAAGUUGCACAACCUGCUGAUAAAUUAUAAUUCUCAUCUCUGUUCGCUGACCCUAAUUUUUAAGGAGAGCUAUCUAUUCUGGACUUAGCCACAAGAGGAAACCUGUCAAGAUCAUUUAGGAUCUUGAAUACUUCCGUCAUGUCAACUUUCUAAACUUGUGUAAACCAGUCUUUACUAAUAAGACAGUGCAGUUAUUCUAGAUAUCAAUCCAGUAAACUUCCUCAGAACUGUUCCAGUGCAUUUAUAUCCUUACUUAAAUAAGCAGAUCAAUACUGAUCACAGUAUUCAGGAUGUGGUCUCACCAAUGCCCUGUAUAACUGACUUAGAAGCAUCCUUGCUUUAAAGUUUAAUUCCUGUCAUAAUAAAGGCUAGCUUUCUAUUAACCUUCUUAAUCACUUGCUGUACCAGCACACCAACUCUUUGCGAUUCAUGCAUCAGAAUACUUAGAUCCUUCAGCACCCUAGAAUUCUGUGCUUGUUUCAAUUUGCCCUGCUUCCUCAUUUCUCCUGCAAAGUAAGCAACCACACAUCCUCCCACCGCACACUCCAUCUGCCAGACCCCAACCACUCAUUCACCACAUCCAUCUGCAGCCUUCCUCUGCCCACAUUUGUCCUCUCUAGAAUUUGUUCUGUUCCCAUAUUUAAAUACAUCAGCAAUUGUAACAAUAGCAGAAGAAAUGAGAUAGCUGCAAUAACAGCAGCUGCUAUUCCAGGUAUAUGGAAAUCACCUGCCAAAAUCCUGUUUAAUUGGGUGAACUUGUUGAAGUCAGUACUGAGCUUCACCUUUUAAUUUCUGCCAUAAUCUUUGCCAUCUGCUAGUUAAUGAUAUGAAGAACUAUGCAGCUUGUAAAAAUGCUUAUGUAUUAUUAUUCAUAAUAAAUUAGCCCAGUAAACCCUUGUUGAAAUGAACAGAAUUACAGGUGAAUUCAGAGGGAUAGCAGCAUUGUUUAGUAGGAGCAACAAUUGCAAGCUGCUUGUUGCUGCCUCAGUAAAUUGUGCACAUGAUGAAAUGUGGCUGCCUGCAGUUCUUGUUUGCAAAAAUCAUGAUUUAGUAGAAGACAUUAAAAAUGUUAUGAUUUAGCAGCAAGAGCAUUGUUUAAACAGUUUUUCUCUCUAAACCUUAAAUAUCCAGGACUUAUUAAUCAGAAAAAAAAUUCCUCUUGACUUAUUUCAAGAGGAAAUAAUUCAAAAUAAGCCACUGUAAAAUACCUUCAUACUGUACUAUUCUUUUUUAAAAAUAAUGGAUCUGCAUCAUACCUCUGCCUCCACUUAUUACUCUUUCUAUACAGUUUUUUUUAUCUACUACACCCCAAUUUCCUUUUUCACUGUAACUGGAAGUAUUGAAUGCAUGGAUCACAAUAAGGGAUAACUUUAUCAAAUGUGUUGGAAUAAAUAGAAUAUUUAAAAUGAUUUGGAUUUGAAUGAAAAUUACCGUUUAUUUUGUGUGCAAUCCUUGCAAGUAAUUGGCUUUACAUUCUCAAUAAGAGUUUUAUUUAUUCAAAAUGGUGAUGCAUUACCUGAAUCUAAUUCUUAACUUGACACAAUUUGAGAAAAUUCUGUUUUGAUUGCCUAUUUUUCAGAAUCUGUAUCUUGCAGUGAACUCCGUACCGGAUUUACUGAUUUCUCCCUCCUAAAAAGAAAAAUGACAUACAUGCACGCUGUUAUGUAAAUAUAGAUUGGAAGUGGAAUAGUGUAGAUAUCCUGAGACAUCCACUUUUCCAUAAAAUCCUUUUUGUAAGAGCUGAUUAUCUUGGUAAUUUACUUUGUUACAUCAAUUGUACAUUAGUCAUAUUGGGAGUUUGAUGUAUAUUUAGAGACUAUUGGUUUUAGUUGCACAGAAUUUUCUUACGAUGACCAAUACAUGGCAAUUGAGUGUGUAAUUGAUGCAUCCAAUUUUUGCAUUGACGUUUUGUAUUUAUGUGUGGACUUCUAUUAAAGAUGUUUGUUGUCUUUUUUAUAUAUAUAUUUAUAUAUUAUACAUAUAGUGAAAAUCAUUGAAAUUCUAAUAAAAUUGUCCCCCAUGAUGUGAGUUGACUUCAUGAUCUAAUAAAGUUGCCAUUCUUGUGGUUUCCACUUCCUCCUUCAAGUCAUGCGUCUGCAUAUUCACACUGUUGACAUCGGUACCGUAGAUUUAUGUGGGAGGUAAGUAUUUUCACUUAGGUAAAACAAUAACCAAGAUUAAUUCUAAUGUAAACAUCUCAGCUAUUAUUAAGUAUGAUUAAACUUGCAUUGUUUACUUUCAGGAGUGUUUUACAAACUCUGCCACUUCAUUCUUCAGUCAACUGCUUUUCUUGUCAAGCGUCUCCUGGACUACACAGCAUUGAGUGAAUCAAACCUGCAGUAUGGCUUGUUCUUAAGUCUUGGAUUGUUUUUGACUGAAGUAGUCCGUUCCUGGUCACUGGCAAUGACCUGGGCACUGAACUAUCGCACAGCUACUAGGCUUCGAGGAGCUGUCCUGACCAUGGCAUUUGACAAGAUUCUAAAACUUAAGAAUAUAAAGGAGAAAUCUUUGGGUGAGCUUAUCAAUAUCUGUUCAAGCGAUGGACAGCGACUGUUUGAAGCUGCUGCAGUCGGAAGUUUGCUUGCAGGAGGGCCUCUUGUAGCAGUUCUGGGAAUGAUUUAUAAUGCCACAUUGCUUGGUCCUACUGCAUUUCUUGGUUCUGCAGUCUUCAUACUUUUUUACCCAGCUAUGAUGUUCAUGUCCCGGUUGACUGUAUACUUCAGAAGGAAGUGUAUUUCUGUGACUGAUGAACGUGUUCAAAGGAUGAAUGAAAUAAUUUCUUACAUAAAAUUUAUCAAAAUGUAUGCUUGGGUGAAGGCGUUUUCUCAGAGCAUUCUCAAAAUACGAGAGAAGGAACGACAAAUUUUGGAGUAUGCUGGAUAUUUUCAAAGCAUUUCAGUGGGUGUUGCUCCAGUUGUUGUGGUUAUAGCUAGUGUGGUAACUUUUUCUGUCCACAUGCUCUUAGGAUAUGACCUCACUGCUGCAGAGGCUUUCACUGUGGUGACAGUUUUCAAUGCUAUGACGUUUUCUCUUAAAGUCACUCCAUUCUCUGUGAAAUCACUUUCUGAGGCAUCUGUAGCUGUGGAGAGAUUCAAGAGUUUAUUUCUAAUGGAAGAAUUUCACAUCAUAAGAAAGAAGCCAGAAUGUUCUCAAAUCGCCAUAGAGCUGAAAAGCGCUACUCUGGCUUGGGACUGCCCAGACUCCAGUGCUCAGGCUUCACCCAAGAUGACUCCCAACUUCAAAACAGACCAGCACGAUACCAGAAUGAAGAAAGAGAAAAAGAAACUACACCAGAAUGUACAAAGUGGUCCACUAACUGAACAAAAUGGACAUCUGCUAAUAGACAAUGAUGAACAACCCAGCCCUGAUGAGAACAAAGGGAUUUAUUUGACUAAUCCCAGACUGCAGAGAACUCUCUACAAUAUCAACCUUAGUAUUCCAAAGGAGAAGCUGGUUGGAAUCUGUGGCAGUGUGGGCACUGGCAAAACAUCCUUGAUUUCUGCUGUGCUGGGACAGAUGACCCUGAUAGAAGGAAGUAUUGCAGUUGAUGGAGAUUUUGCUUACGUUGCCCAGCAAGCAUGGAUUCGAAGUGCCACUGUCAGAGAGAAUAUUGUGUUUAGCAAAGCAUUCAACGAAGAAAGAUACAACAGUGUACUUACUGCGUGCUGCCUGAGACCGGAUCUUGCAAUAUUGCCCAAUGGGGAUAUGACAGAGGUGGGAGAACAUGGAGCUAAUUUGAGUGGAGGACAACGACAGAGAAUCAGUUUGGCACGUGCUUUGUACAGUGACAGAAGCAUUUAUAUUUUGGAUGAUCCUCUCAGUGCAUUGGAUGCUCACGUAGGAAACCACAUCUUUAACAAUGCAAUUAAAAAGCAGCUGAAAUGGAAGACUGUUCUCUUUAUCACCCAUCAACUCCAGUAUCUGGUAGACUGUGAUGAAGUGUUGCUGAUGAAGGAUGGCUGUAUAACUGAGAGAGGGUCUCAUGAAGAGUUAAUGAUUUUGAAUGGUGAUUAUGCUGCAAUGUUCAACAAUCUACAACUGGGAGAUACUCCACAUGUUGAGGUAAACAAAAAUAACUUGAACAAUUCCUUAAAGAAAUCUCAAGAAAAAAGCCAGACUGGAUCUGUGAAGAAAGAAAGAAACACAAAUAAGGCGGCAGAUCAGCUUAUACAAGCGGAGGAUAAAGGGAAAGGUUCUAUACCAUGGUCUGUGUACGGUGUGUACAUCCAGGCAGCAGGCGGCCCUCUUGUAUUUUUCCUUGUGAUGAUUCUUUUCGUCCUGAAUGUAGGGAGUGUUGCUUUUAACAACUGGUGGCUUAGUUACUGGAUCAAUGCAGGCAGUGGGAAUAUAUCUGCAACUUUGGAGAAUGAAACAUAUGUAAGUCACAACAUGAAGGACAAUCCACAUAUGCAUUACUAUGCAGGGAUCUACGCACUGUCAAUGGCAGUAAUGCUAAUUAUAAAGGGAGUCCGUGGUGUUGUAUUUGUUAAGGGAACACUUGGAGCCUCAUCCAGGCUGCAUGAUGAACUCUUUCACAAGAUCCUCAGGGGUCCCAUGAAGUUUUUUGACACCACUCCUUCUGGCCGAAUCCUUAAUAGAUUCUCAAAAGAUAUGGAUGAAGUGGACACACGGCUACCUUUCCAAGCAGAGAUGUUUAUUCAGAACAUCAUCCUGGUGUUUUUCUGCAUUGGUGUAGUUGGUUCUGUCUUUCCAUGGUUUCUUGUUGCUGUUGGCCCUCUUGUCAUUCUGUUCAUGAUUCUCAACCAAGUAUCAAGGAUAUUUAUUAGAGAGCUGAAGCGUUUGGACAAUAUCACUCAGUCUCCUUUUCUGUCACAUAUCACAUCCAGUAUCCAGGGACUAACUACAAUCCAUGCUUACAACAAAACUGGAGAGUACCGACGCAGGUAUCAGGAGCUGUUAGAUGCUAAUCAGGCUCCAUUCUUCUUGUUCACCUGUGCAAUGCGCUGGCUUGCUGUGAGAUUGGAUAUAGUCAGUAUUGCUCUUAUUGGCACAACUGCAGUGAUAAUAGUUGUAAUGCAUGGACACAUUCCUCCAGCUUAUGCAGGACUUGCCAUUUCCUAUGCUGUUCAGCUCACCGGUUUAUUUCAGUUUACUGUUCGACUUGCUUCUGAGACUGAGGCUAGGUUCACCUCUGUGGAAAGAAUUAAUCACUACAUAAAGACUCUCAAAUUGGAGGCUUCAGCUCGUAUUAAGGAUAAAACUCCACCUGCAGACUGGCCUCAACAAGGGCAAAUAACAUUUGCAAAUGUAGAGAUGAGAUAUCGUGAGAAUCUACCUCUGGUGCUAAAGAAAGUGUCCUUUACCAUUAAACCUCAAGAAAAAAUUGGUAUUGUGGGCAGAACUGGGUCAGGUAAAUCUUCGUUAGGAAUCGCACUAUUCCGAUUGGUUGAGCUCUCAGGCGGUUCAAUAUUCAUCGAUGGAGUGAACAUUACUGAAAUUGGUUUGGCCGAUCUUCGCAGCAAACUAUCCAUUAUACCCCAAGAACCAGUUUUGUUCACUGGCACUGUAAGGUACAAUCUAGAUCCUUUUCAGCAGUACACUGAGGAGCAAGUAUGGGAUGCAUUGGAACGAACACACAUGAAAGAAUGUAUUUCUCAACUGCCUUUAAAAUUGGACUCUGAAGUGGUGGAAAAUGGAGAGAAUUUCUCUGUUGGAGAGAAACAGUUAAUAUGUGUAGCCAGGGCUUUGCUACGGAGAUGUAAGAUUCUAGUGUUAGACGAAGCGACUGCUGCCAUGGAUACAGAGACUGAUUCUCUGGUGCAAGAGACAAUCCGGGAAUCAUUUGCUGAAUGUACUAUGUUGACCAUUGCACAUCGUUUGAAUACGGUACUCAACUGCGAUCGCAUCAUGGUGCUAAGUCAGGGCCAGGUUAUGGAAUUUGAUGAGCCAUCUGUUCUUCUCGCCAAUGAAAACUCAAGAUUUUGUGCAAUGUUUGCUGCUGCUGAAAAUAAAGCCACAAUAAAGGGCUAACAAAGUCUACAGAAUUUUCUUCAGAAUUAACUUACUUGCUGCUUGUGAUAAGUUGUCAACAUUUCUCUAUCCUGGGACAACAUAUCCUCAGUUGUUUUACAACAACUUACACUAUUUAUGUAUGCCCAGAGUAAUUUCAGAUACUCUAAGACUUUGUUUUCUGAAUUUUCUUUUAGGAUUUUUAAUUGAAAGCUGAGCUAAUUCUAUUAACUACAAAUCAAUUCAAGGUUCAGGGAGCCUUAGAUGUUAGUUUCAAAUGCCUAUAAGUUAAGCCUCAGACAUUACAGAUCUAUAAAUCAAUACAUAGAGUAUUUGCAGUGCGUAUAUGCUGUGCUUUAUUUUGUAUUCUAUUUUUGCACUGUUAUAUUGUGCUUUCUUUUAUAAUCUACUCCUGUACAGUUUUACACUGUAUCAGAAUUUGCUAUUUAACUGUGAGACAGUUGUCAAUGUCAAGUUAUAUUUAUAUAGAAUAAAGAUUACACCAAUUCAUAAAUCAAAUUAAUAUUCUUCACUGUUUAAUCCAGACAGCAGUAGAUGUUGUCAUGGUAAACAGUACCAAAUAGAUUUAUUUUAGUCAUUCUGAUUCUAGUAUGGCACUAAAUUCUUUGGAGUUUUUUUUGUUACUAGGAAAAAUAUACCUCAGGUUCAAAUUAUUUUACCGUAUGAUUUGUACUGUUGACAUUUAUUGUCCAUGUGCACUAUGGGUAUAAGCUACUUCCUUAAGACCAUGUAAAAGUGGUUCUUGCUGUUACCAUAGAAUGCUUGUUGUACCAAUCCUGGCCAUGUUGCACGUAUUUGUCACCUUGUAGAGUUUAGAGCCUUAGCAUGAUUUUGCAAAUCAAGAAAACCUGCCUUGUUAAAUCUUUAAAUAUAAAUAAACUAUUUUAUGUUAAUACA
Chiloscyllium plagiosum (whitespotted bambooshark) is the source of this 14472-nucleotide messenger RNA. It is a transcript of the gene abcc5, whose product is annotated as ATP binding cassette subfamily C member 5. Gene Ontology annotation, cellular component: membrane. Gene Ontology annotation, molecular function: ATP hydrolysis activity; ABC-type transporter activity; ATP binding. The record is from RefSeq and is a predicted model, not a curated record. Gene Ontology annotation, biological process: transmembrane transport. Lineage: Eukaryota; Metazoa; Chordata; Chondrichthyes; Orectolobiformes; Hemiscylliidae.